Molecule: messenger RNA, 1344 nt
Organism: Oncorhynchus nerka (sockeye salmon)
Lineage: Eukaryota; Metazoa; Chordata; Actinopteri; Salmoniformes; Salmonidae
Product: keratin, type I cytoskeletal 42-like
Exons: 9
Coding region: 1-1185 (394 amino acids)
Cellular component (GO): cytoskeleton
Molecular function (GO): structural molecule activity
Source: RefSeq, a predicted model, not a curated record
AUGGACGGGCCAGUCCGGAUUACCUUUGGCGCCAACGAGAAGCAUACCAUGCAGAAUCUGAAUGAUCGUUUGGCCACCUACCUGGAAAAGGUGCGCUCUCUAGAGGCAGCCAAUAGCAAGUUGGAGCUGCAGAUCAAAGAGUUCUACGAGAUGAGAUCACCAACUCACAAGAAGGACCUCAGUGGGUUCCAUGCCACCAUCACAGACAUCCGCAGCAAGAUCCAAGCCAGGUCUGUGGAGAACUCUCAGAUGAUCCUGCGGGUGGAUAAUGCCAGACUUGCAGCUGAGGACUUCAAGAUGAAGUUAGAGACGGAGGCUAACAUGCGUAUGAAGAUGGAAGGGGAUGUGGCUCGUCAGAGAGGAGUCCUGGACAGCUUUACACUCACCAGAGCAGAACUGGAGAUACAGAUUGAGGGGCUGAAGGAGGAGCUGGUCUACCUCAGGAAGAACAACGGGGAGGAGAUGCAGUUGAUGCGGCCGCAGCAUUGUGGUGCUGUGAAUGUGGAGAUGGACUGUGCUUCCUCAGUGGACAUGAGCAAGGUGCUGGAGGAGAUGAGGACCCAGUAUGAGGGCAUGAUAACGAAGAACCAGAGAGAUGCUGCCAAGUGUUUUGAGAGCAAGGUGGAGGUGCUUCAGAACCAGAUCACCACCAGCACCACAGAGGUGAAGACCUCUCAGUCUCAGGUGACUGACCUGAAGAGGACCUUCCAGAGCCUGGAGAUUGAACUGCAUGGCCUGCUCACACAGAAGGGGUACCUGGAGCAGAGCGUCGUUGAUAUAAAUGGCCGCCACGGCUCCCAGCUGAGCCAGCUGCAGGUUUGUAUCAACAGCAUGGAGGAGGAGCUGCAGCAGCUCAACGUCAGCAUCCAGCAGCAGGCCUCUGAGUACCAGAUCCUCCUGGACAUCAAGAUGAGGCUGGAGAUGGAGAUCGCUGAGUACAGGAGGCUGCUGGAUGGAGAGGGACUCAGUAGGCAUGUGGAGACCAGACAGGAGGUCAGGAAAGUGAUCGUGGUCGAGAGGGUCCAAGAAGUACAACACGUCCAGGAAGUGGUGGAAGCGUAUUACCCCCACAUAAAGAAGUGUGUGAGGGUGAUUGUGGAGGAGGAGGUGGUGUCCACCGUAGUGGAUGAGAAGGUCCAGGAAAUGAACGAACUGAGAGGUCGAGAUAGUUCCAGAAUCUGGUGAAGAGGUAACACUCUUGCCUCUGGACCACAAAUACCCCUGAUGAUGGGGGUUCAAACCAUAUAUAUAUGUAUAUGUAUGUCAUGGUCGCAUACUGUAAUAAUACCCUUUUGACGGGAUUGCAUCAGCUGAAUGAUAACUGAUGUAAUUUACUCAUGUUAC